GUAUAUAAAAUGCCCUUAUUAUUAUUACAUGUGGUUCCUGGGAAAAUCGACGAGUUUUUCAGUUCAUAAAAUUUGUCCGAAAAUUGAAAAAUAUGGUGGAGAAGAAAGAGGAGGAGAAUGGAAAGAGGAAGACGAGAAUGUCGAGAUGGACAUUUGUGUGUGCCCUGGCGAUUGUGUUCGUAGCUUCAGCAUUGAGCUCUAUUACAACUCCUUACCUCAAUUUCCCUUUUUUCUUCAUUAAGGAUUCCAAACCCUGUCACUGUCCUCAGGGUCAAAACAAAUAUACUGGCAUGAUUGAGGACUGCUGUUGUGAUUAUGAAGUAAUAGAUAGUAUUAAUGGGGAAGUUUUGCACCCUCUGCUACAAGAGCUUGUGACGACCUCCUUUUUCCGGUAUUUUAAGGUCAAGUUAUGGUGUGACUGCCCUUUUUGGCCUGAUGAUGGAAUGUGUCGUCUACGGGACUGUAGUGUCUGUGAAUGCCCAGAAAAUGAAUUUCCAGAAACUUUUAAGAAACCCUGGACCAAUGGGCUUUCACCAGAUGAUUUAGUGUGUCAAGAAGGAAAGCCACAAUCGACUGUGGAUCGUACUUUAGAUAGUAGAGCUUUCAGAGACUGGAUAGUUGCAGAUAACCCAUGGACAAAUGAUGACGAAACUGAUAAUGGUGAGAUGACCUAUGUUAACCUUCAACUAAACCCUGAACGUUUCACGGGCUAUACUGGACCAUCAGCUAGAAGGAUAUGGGAUGCAGUAUAUUCUGAAAAUUGCCCAAGAUAUUCAUCUGGAGAAAUAUGUCCGGAAAAGAAAGUACUAUACAAAUUAAUAUCUGGUCUUCAUACUUCAAUAACAAUCCACAUAGCUUCUGAUUACCUUUUGGAUGAAACUACCAAUCAGUGGGGUGAAAAUGUGGAAAUACUAUAUCAACGUGUUCUAAAGUACCCAGAUCGUGUCCAGAAUUUGUACUUCACGUUCCUUUUUGUUCUCCGAGCCGUGACCAAAGCAGCAGAUUAUCUGGAACUGGCUGAGUAUGAUACUGGUAACCAUUCAGAAGACUUGAAAACACAGUCUUUAAUGAAGCAGCUACUGUACAGUCAUAAACUUCAAGCUGCAUGUCCUCUUCCAUUUGAUGAAGCAAAGUUGUGGCAAGGCCAAAGUGGACCUCAACUAAAGCAACAAAUUCAGAAGCAAUUCAGAAAUAUUAGUGCAUUGAUGGACUGUGUUGGCUGUGAGAAGUGUCGUCUCUGGGGAAAGCUUCAGGUUCUUGGUCUCGGUACAGCAUUGAAGAUUCUCUUUUCCAUUGACGGGCAUAACUCUCCAGUUCAGCAUCUGCAGCUGCAGCUGCAACGAAAUGAAGUGAUUGCCUUGCUAAAUCUGCUCAACCGUCUCUCUGAAUCAGUCAAGUAUGUCCACGAGAAGGGACCCUCGGUGGAAAAGAUUUUUGGACAUGUUACUGAACCUGCUUUAUACGAUGACAGCGCAUGGCAAAGAAUGUGGAAGUUGAUCAAUGGGCUUAGAUUUAGGAAGCAAUUGUAGCCAGGUCAACUGCACAUGUUUGUAUACAUAAUUACAUACGCAUUUAUGAGUGAGGAAAUAUGGUGCAGUCAAAAUUUUGGACAAAAGAGACCAUUUUGAGGUUAUAGAGCAUACACAAAUGGAGUCAUCAGGCUUCAACUGUACACUAUAAGAACAAUAGUUUAAUGAAAUCCAAAUCUUACAAACA
Molecule: messenger RNA, 1716 nt
Organism: Cannabis sativa
Lineage: Eukaryota; Viridiplantae; Streptophyta; Magnoliopsida; Rosales; Cannabaceae
Product: endoplasmic reticulum oxidoreductin-1
Exons: 10
Coding region: 93-1529 (478 amino acids)
Biological process (GO): protein folding in endoplasmic reticulum
Cellular component (GO): endoplasmic reticulum membrane; endoplasmic reticulum
Molecular function (GO): thiol oxidase activity; FAD binding; protein-disulfide reductase activity
Source: RefSeq, a predicted model, not a curated record